Messenger RNA from Ceutorhynchus assimilis (cabbage seed weevil), 1157 nucleotides. The record is from the annotation of a GenBank genome assembly. NCBI's taxonomy places the organism in Eukaryota, Metazoa, Arthropoda, Insecta, Coleoptera, Curculionidae.
AGACAGUACAGCCCUUUUUGACGCCAUAAUAGGUCUGACAACCCAACAGAAAAAUCAUGAUUUCGAUGAUCAGGCAUACCUGAGUACUAUAAAUAACACAACAAUAUCCAAAAUCAACCAAUUAGGUAAAAAUCAACAUUAUAGCGGUAUCAAAUCCAAACUCAUUCAAAAAAAAGCCAACCAAUCCCGAAACCCAUAAGGACUGGAUAGCGUGGGAGUCAGGAAACACCUAAAAUUAAACUACAAGUGUCCAGCAAAAUGGGUUUCGUCGUGGAUAAAGUGUCCGAGGAUUCAUUUUACGAAAAUUUACUGCUCGGAGUGUCCAAAGUGCUGGACAAAAGUCCUUGCGUGUCGAAAAUGUGUCUCAAACGAUUAUCCGGAGUCAGACAAGUCGAUAUAAGAGCCUGGGAACACAACAACGGAGUCAUCCUACCCGAAGACUUGCGUUCCUUCUACUCAUCAACCAAUGGAUUCUUGUUCACCUACGAAUUUUCCUACGACUAUCAUGCCAGCGAAGCUGACAAAGACUUUAGGGUCGGCGUAAUCCAAAUCAACCCAGUCAACGAUCUCGCCCGUACUUUCGGUUACGAAACCAAAAAUUCCGCUCACGUAGAGUGCAUCAAGAAAAAGUAUUCUUUAAGUUUAUCUAGAGAAAGUAAAGUAUUUGAGUUGGCUAAUGUAGACGAAAACGGCAAAGUGGUCCUAGUCUACCCAACAAACUAUUCAAUACCCACAAUAUGGUUUUACAGCGGCCAAAUGCACUUUGGCUACCUGGCAGAAGAUUUCACCACAUACUUCCGAAUGUGCAUUGCCCACUUAGGAAUACCUUGUUGGCAAUACAUCUUUUCCAAAGAAGGAAUUCCCGAAUGCAGCAAGGAAAUAUUCAAUUUGAUCGCUCCAGGUAUUCUUACAGAAGAGCGCAAUCUUGUGGACAGUCACAGUUAUAAGUACACUAUCGAGCAUACAAACAAAAUCGAUCCGAAUAUAUUCAAUGUGCAACAAAGUUGCACAAAUUUGCCUGAUAGCAAGUUGCAAAAUAAUGGGCGACAACUUGAGAGUAAGAUUAAGGAGAAGAAUAAAGUUAAAAGUGCGCCUAAAAGGAGUAUGAGUGGUAAAAGCAAACGUUGAUUGAUUGAUGUAAUAAUAAAGAGUUUUUA